Momordica charantia (bitter melon) is the source of this 1676-nucleotide messenger RNA. RefSeq lists its product as uncharacterized. The record is from RefSeq and is a predicted model, not a curated record. Lineage: Eukaryota; Viridiplantae; Streptophyta; Magnoliopsida; Cucurbitales; Cucurbitaceae. Gene Ontology annotation, biological process: protein retention in ER lumen. Gene Ontology annotation, cellular component: membrane. Gene Ontology annotation, molecular function: ER lumen protein retrieval receptor activity.
GUUGUUUUUCUCUUUUCUCAAUCCGAUUCAGAGUUGGCUGUCCCACUUCACAAUUAUCAUUAUCAUUAUCCAGAAGAAAUCGCAAAAUCGAUGAGAUCAGAGAUGGGAUCAACAAUCCCACCACGCUCGUGGUCCUCUAGCCGCAGGAUAACUCCAAAUCCAAUACUCCGAACUAUUUUAACGGCUCCGCGGUUCAAUUCUGUGGAAAUGGAGCUCCAUAAUGCCAUCGCUAAUGGCGAUGGUAAAACCCCCAAUUCACAGACAUCACAUAUCCACAACUUUAUUUCACGUGGAAAACGAUUUCAACCAGUCCCCAAUAAUUCCAUUCCAAGGCCUAAAUAUCCUGUUUCUUCACUCUGUCCUCCCAUUGUGCUGUGGUUUUUUCAGAGGCUCUCCGAUUAGGGCAAUUUUAGGGCUAGUAGAGAGAACGGAUAAGAAAUGAAGGUACCCAAGAGGCCGAUUCGAGCCAUUACGUCAUGGGUUCGGAGGCAACCGCCGAAAAUGAAAGCGUUUUUGGGGGUGGUGUCUGCUAUAAUCUCUCUUGUUCUUCUCUAUGUGAUGGUCCACGAUCACAGAAACAUUUUUGUUGCCGCUGAAGCUGUUCAUGCCAUCGGAAUUGUGAUUCUUAUCUAUAAGCUCAUGAAGGAGAGGAGUUGUGCAGGUCUUUCACUCAAGUCACAGGAAUUAACCUCUUGUUUUCUAGCUGCUAGACUCUAUUGCAGCUUUGUCAUUGAAUAUGACGUACACACAUUCCUUGAUUUGGCUACUUUAGUACCAACUCUUUGGGUCAUUUACAUGAUCCGGUUCAAGCUCAAAGCCAGUUACAUGGGGGACAAAGAUAAUUUUAAAGUUCUGUACUUGGUGGUACCAUGUAUUCUUCUUGCCGUCCCCUACCAUCCAACAUCUCCAUCUGUUGGUUCUUUUAGUAGAAUCCUCUGGGCGUUUUGUGUUUACCUUGAAGCCAUUUGUGUUCUACCACAGGUUCGGGUCAUGCAGAACAUGAAGAUUGUUGAGCCAUUCACCGCGCAAUAUGUAUUUGCCUUAGGAGUUGCCAGGUUCCUGCACUGUGCAAAUUGGAUUUUACAGAUGGUAGCGACUCGUGGGGCACUACUGGUAGAAUUGGGAAGAGGAUAUUGGCCAAUUAUGGUUCUCCUUUCAGAAAUUGUCCAAACCUUUGUUCUCGCAGAUUUUUGUUAUUACUAUGUCAAAAGUAUUCUUGGUGGCCAGCUCGCCGUACGCCUUCCUGCCGGAGUGGUCUGAACGGCGGCCGCCACCACUGCUGCUUGUGUGAACGACAUACAUGUGGUAAGAAUAUCUUGUCUUUACCCAAUUCUAAUCCCGUAGUGAAAGUUGUUGUGACUGAACUGCAAGAUAAAAGAAGAUAAAAAAAAAACAGAGCAUACUUGCUUGCUAAACUUGUGUGCAUCUGCAUCUUACAUUUUAGUAAUAAAAGAUGAAUAAUGAAGGUGCUAUUGUCAUUUCACUUGCUUUUUUCCCCCUUUUUGGUGCUUUUGUAGUUUUAGAAAUUUGGUUAAAGAUUUUUGUAAACAGUGUUUGUAGAACCAUCAGAGUAUUUAAAAUCACUUUCCUAGUGGCUGAUCGGAAAUUACUGAUCUCCAAACAUUUUAAAGUGAUUUUGGUAAUGUUAAAAGUGAUUUUAGUUUACCCACAUUCAA